Messenger RNA from Gasterosteus aculeatus aculeatus (three-spined stickleback), 1142 nucleotides. RefSeq names its product coiled-coil domain containing 167 (gene ccdc167). The record is from RefSeq and is a predicted model, not a curated record. Lineage: Eukaryota; Metazoa; Chordata; Actinopteri; Perciformes; Gasterosteidae.
ACAACUGGAGAAGAACGAAGAAGAAGAAAAUCACUUCCGCACAGUCACAACUUCCCCGCCAGGUUCGCAGCGCUUUCCGUCACAAAAUGGCUAAAUUGAAAGACAAAAGGCGAGAGAAAAUCAGUGUCGCCACUGAGAUUGAUCGUUUGGAGGAGCGGCGGGCGCGUUGCCACGACAACCUGGAGAGGGCUGAGUUCAGGAGCAGGAGAGAGAAGCUCUCUGACAAGGACAGGCACGACCUGGAGGAUGAAAUGACUAUCAUCAAUGAGAGAGUCAUGAAGUUAGACAAGGAGCUCGAGGCGUUAAGGGGAGAUAAUCGGAUGAACAUGCUGCUGUCGGUUGCUCUGCUGGUUGUCAGCGCUCUCUUCUACUUUGUCUUUUUCUACAACGAAACGGGCUCCUGAUUGCCGCCCGGCAACUUGAAAGCGGCCUUGCGUCUUGAAAGAACAAAUGACCACUGGGCGACGUUGCCAUGCGAUGACGUACAAGGUUGCCGGCGGAGACGGAGCGCUGAAGCCCUUCAGUUUUCCCUCUAGAUGGCGUCAUGGUCAUCGUCCCGAUCCCUUCUCGUUUCUCAUGCACAUCUACUUGGACCGGAGUAAACGAGAUAAUACCGGGGUAAACGGAGUGAUUCUCUUUCCUUCAGCUUGUACACAGGUCGGUUUUCAUUGCUGCAUAAAGAUUUCAGUGUAUUUUAACAUUCAAAAGUUUACCCCCCUUAAACACUUCAAUGGAACGUUUAUUACUUUUGCCUUAUGCCACAAUUAUACCAAAGUAGUGAUGCUUUUGUACAAUAUAUCCUUCAUCUAAAUGGUGCCAAUAAAGUUUGCUUGUCUUUUCGUUCACUUAAAAAGGAACGUGUGUGAUAAUGCAUGGUACACAUGUCAAGUGUGCAGUUAAAUGGUUGAAAAUGACACAUUUAGUUUUUUCUCUUGAAAUAAGAGUUGCACAGCAUGUUUAAUCGUAACAGCAUACAGAGAACCGGAAGAAUGUAAUAUUAUGUUUUUGAUACUCAUGCUGGCAAACGUGUUGAACACGUUCAGAAAUGUCUGUAAUACGCAUGUGAAAAAUUAGCAAUAAAACUCAUCAUGGAUCUAUUUGUUUAUUUCAUGCUUCUCAUCAAUAAAAGUACUUGAUGCCAA